This is a messenger RNA of Paramisgurnus dabryanus, 1209 nucleotides long. It is a transcript of the gene inka1b, whose product is annotated as inka box actin regulator 1b. Gene Ontology annotation, molecular function: protein kinase binding; protein serine/threonine kinase inhibitor activity. Gene Ontology annotation, cellular component: nucleus. The record is from RefSeq and is a predicted model, not a curated record. Lineage: Eukaryota; Metazoa; Chordata; Actinopteri; Cypriniformes; Cobitidae.
CGCUACAGACGCGCACUGGGAGAAAAGAGAAGAGAGAUCCAAAACAGCGCUUAUUAUUCAUUUGGAUUAUUUCAUUUAUCUAACACAUUUUAACGCAAUAGGGAAAAACAGAAAAUAAACCAAGACUGAAGUAACUCAACAACCGAAAACUUAAACAUGCUGUGUGUUCGCAACUCGGGCGACUGUCUUCGGGAUCAGAUGCGAUACAUGAUGAGAUCUCUUCAGGAUCUGAAGCACAUACGAGAACCCACUGAUCAAUCACAUUGCACAUACGCAGCUCGGGCCUGCCAAAAGAGGGCCCAACAGCGAGAAAACCUAAGCCGCCUGCGAAUGUCAGACGUCAGCAACGCCAGCACUUACGAUUCGGCCUGUUGCCUGGCCAGCCCGUUAGAGGAAGAGGAGGAUGAGGAAGCUGCCGUUGGCCGUCUUCCUCAGGGUUCCCCCAGCAGCGUGAAAAGUCUGGAAUUUGAUUCUGGGUAUUCGGAAGCAUCAUGGCAGGAUGAGGGCGUAGUGUUGAGACGGACGAGGAACGUACGCGUGUCGUCGUCUGCAUGCGUCCGUACCAAUCGAAUCCGACCCAAAUCGACGUCGGACGCAUGCCUGGAACGCUGGACUUCGUUUGAGGCCAGCGAGCAGGAGGACUGGACCACGUCUUUGUUAACAAGGGGGCGUAACAGACAACCUUUGGUUCUCGGGGAUAACAGUUUUGCGGACCUUAUUAAAAACUGGAUGGACCUUCCAGAAUGCCCAGAUUCUGCUGAAUUUAAACCGAACGUUGGACGUAAAAUAGCCAAGGACUUUCUGGUUAACAUGAGGAGGAAACUAACCGGCAUGUCAAAGGGAAUCGAGGAGAGGGGGAAAUCCAUAGAGCCGUGCUCUAAACGGAUGUCUUGUCCCGUGGGAUUUCAGCCUCCCAAACCCUUCUUUCACCAGUCUCACACUAGUUUACACAAAGUUGGAUCAGACUUUUACCAGUUCAGUGCUUUAAUGAAGACUGGAAGUCGACAGCCGAUCAUUUGCAAUGACAUCAUUGGAUAUAUCUAAAGAGAUGUUUUAUUUAAAAACACUUGCGAUUGCUUAUAAUUUCCUAUAAUAGGAGACUGCUGCCUUAAGUUUCUACAGUAUGCUUUUAUAGGUUAAUAAAUAUUGUAAUAAAUGUUAUUUAAAUGUUUUUUUUAAAGUGAACUUCCAAUAAAUGGAUAAGCUGAA